GGAUCCUUAUUCAAAACCACACAAUUUAAUAAUAUAAAUUUCUUUAACUCAUCUUAUCCUCUAACUUUCUUUUCAUUGGUCCAAAUGUUAUGGCAAGGAUCAUCAUCUCAACCAUUGAUAAAUUUAAAUCAAUGGCCACAAUUUACUAUUGCUUUCAUUUUCUUUUCAGAUCUGAAACAUAUUCAUUAUCCCAAAUUCCAACCAUCUCUCUUUGUGCACAUCUUCUGUUCUUCUUUUCUCUACGCCAUUACAAUGUCUUCAUCUCUUUCUUCUAUUCGUCUCCUCCUCUGCUUCUCUCAUCUGUGAAGUCACCAAGAACCGUGAGGCCUCAUCUCCUCCUCUAUCUCUAUCCUCCGAGAAUAUGGGAAAGCUUUGAGAAGACAGAAAAAGUGCGUCGAAGAAGACUGAGGAGCCACGCUGGUGAAGACCGAGGAGAAACACCGGAGACGACAGGAGCUACGCCAGAUAUGGUCGAGGAGCUGGCCGGAGAGAAGAGAAACGAAGAGGAUUGGACGGACAUUAGGAUGAAAUUGCAUGCAUUUUGGACAGGAAGCCAACAAAAUAUCGUCUGCAGAGAUCGAUGAUGCAUAUCCACAUCCUCGGCGUGUUACCUAUGUGACUCAGCUGAAGAAGAAGAAAUCAGAGACCAUCUACUUCUGAGAUGCGAAGUGAGCAAGCAAAUAUGGGAUCUGGUGCUUCGGAGACUAGGCUACAACUCUUCUCCUGAGCAGCGUGCAGGACUCCACGGUUCCUCUAGCGCCUAGCCUCUCAUGCUACAACCUAUAACAUUGGGAGAGAAAGAAAGAAACAGGUGCCUUCAUGAUUGAAAAUCUGGAACAGUAACUGCAGUUUUCACGUACAUGCAUAUACAUUUUUAUAGAGCUUAGUAAUAUAUUCAUUUGGUUCAAUAUAUAAAUGCUUUAUGUAUAUGAUAUGAUGUGUACAUAACUUAAAUAAUUUGAAAUAGCAAAUUUAUUAUUAUAAAAUAAUGUUACAACAAAGCACAUUAUUUAAAAUAAAAAUA
Messenger RNA from Brassica napus (rape), 1024 nucleotides. RefSeq lists its product as uncharacterized. Lineage: Eukaryota; Viridiplantae; Streptophyta; Magnoliopsida; Brassicales; Brassicaceae. Bases 90 to 584 code for a protein of 164 amino acids. The record is from RefSeq and is a predicted model, not a curated record. The transcript is spliced from 3 exons.